This is a messenger RNA of Colletotrichum higginsianum IMI 349063, 6135 nucleotides long. RefSeq names its product Protein phosphatase 2C. NCBI's taxonomy places the organism in Eukaryota, Fungi, Ascomycota, Sordariomycetes, Glomerellales, Glomerellaceae. The coding region runs from base 1 to 6135 and encodes 2044 amino acids. Gene Ontology annotation, biological process: intracellular signal transduction; cAMP biosynthetic process. The transcript has 3 exons. Gene Ontology annotation, molecular function: magnesium ion binding; protein binding; adenylate cyclase activity. The record is from RefSeq and is a predicted model, not a curated record.
AUGUCGCCCUCCAACGGCGGUGCCACCGCAUCCACCCCCCAGAGCCAGCCCCAGACGACCUUUUACAAUGAUUCGAGCGACAACGUGUCCAUCGCCUCUCAGCUCUCGCCGGGCUUCCGCCCCCCGACACACCGGAUCGCGCCCCAGUCUUCUGGCAGCCAGGACUCUCCCGACGUGCCCUAUUUCGGAGACGAGCGACGCCCUUCUCUGGCGAGCAUCACGACGUUGAGCAGCCAGGGCUCCAAGACGAGCAUUCGAAGAGGUGGAUUGCAAAAACUGCAGGGGUUCUUUGGCGAGGAAUUCCCCGGCCGCGAUGGUUCGGAGAGCAGUUUGCAUUCCAGUUCCGGCAGGGACCGCUCGCGUUCCUACAGCCACAGCCGGCCCACCAGAGAUCGUAACUACUCCAACGCAACCGACCAUGCACGCGACCGCGAGGCCUCGCCUUCCUCCUCCAGGCCUAGGACGCCUGUGCCGGCUCCCGAGGUCGUCCCAUUUCUCUACCAAGAAGCCGACGAUAUUGCUAGGUUCGGCGAGGCCCCAGUCAGAGACAUUUUGAGCGGUCCCGACCGCGAACGUUACAUGAACAACGAAAAUCCCAACAACCCGCAAAACCCACCAAAGACAUCUUCAUCAAACCGCUCUGGCCAUUCAAUUGUGCAUCUCCCUGGCCAUCAUCAUCGCCACAACCGGAGCAUCGACGAUGGCAGGGUCCUCCGGCCGACUGUAAGCAGGGAAGAUUCACAGGCGAGCCUGCAAGUACAGAACCCCCGAGAACGAGGCGGCUCAACUGCCACCAUGUACGGCUCCAACCGAUCACGCGCACAAAGCCCGACCCCGAGCGGCGGAUAUUUCAGCUCGAGACACGGCACCGUCGAUGGCUCCAUAUCGCCAGGGAGUCAGUUGCAGCCGCAGCCGCCACAGCAUCAACAACAGCACCAACAACAGCAACAUCAGCAACAACACCAUUCAAAAAGAAAUUUGCUGCAUCGCCUGCGGCGGAACAAGGAUAAAGAUGACGGGACGUCCAGGUUACGCGACUUGCCUGGGUCUACCAGAUCGUUGGCCGCGAAGCCAUCCCGCCCCGAGUUCACCAGACCCGACCUGUCGCCGUCCACCUUCCCCCUCGCGUUUUCGGGAACCGAGCCCGGCCCGGACCAAGACCCUCGACUGGCCGCCUACAACCAGCGAAACCAGACGCAGGCGCAGACUUUCAACAACAGAUUCCCCUUCUCCAAGAGCAAAGGCCGCCAACAACGGCCAACUGAGUCGCAAGAUGAACAGAUUGGGCCGACAGACAGGCAGCCAGGUGGCUUUGGCACUGUCUUCCACUUGGACACCAAUUUGAGCGACAUGGAGGGCAUCCUCACGAAGCCGCCUCCACUGACACCAAUGGAUCACACCUUCAUCACGAACAUCGUCGACCCCGAAAAAGUCGAACCGCCUCCUGUUCCCGCGAAACCCGAUGUCGUUCCUGGGCCUAACGGGUCCUGGAACGCGCCAGACAGCUGGGCUGUUCGCCGCAACACCGAGGACACGACGUACCAGGCGCCCGACAUUGAUGACAUUGGCAGUCCGCCCCGGCCCGAGGAGAAAAUGACACCCUACUGCAUUCGAAUAUUCAGAUCCGACGGAACAUUCGCGACCCUGUCCAUGGCCCUCGAUGCCAGCGUCACCGACGUCAUAUCCCAGCUUAUCAAGAAGACGUACGCGACGGACGGCCUGGAAAACUAUCACAUAAUCUUGAAGAAGCAUGAUUUGGUCCGCGUGCUCUCGGUCGCCGAACGACCACUGCUAAUGCAGAAGAGGUUACUGCAACAGAUUGGCUACGAGGAGCGGGACCGUAUCGAGGACGUCGGUCGUGAGGACAACAGCUAUCUGUGCCGCUUCAUGUUUCUUUCGUCACGAGAGAGCGAUUUCCACUCCGUCACGAACGACCUUGGCCUCGGACGCAUUCAAAAGUUCAACCACGUCGACCUUUCCGGCCGAAACCUGAUUACCAUUCCGAUCUCGCUCUACUCCAAAGCAUCUGAAAUCAUCUCGCUCAACCUUUCCCGUAAUCUGUCCCUCGACCUUCCUCGCGACUUCAUUCAGUCAUGCCAGAACUUGAGAGACAUCAAGUUCAACAACAAUGAGGCCCGGAGGCUGCCACCGAGUCUGGGCAAGGCCGCAAAGCUCACCUACCUCGACGUUUCCAACAACCGAGUCGAUCAGUUAGAUCAUGCCGAGCUACACGGACUGCAUGGUAUACUGAAGCUUAACAUCGCCAACAACCGUCUCAAGGCACUGCCUCAGUACUUUGGUGCAUACAAAGCCCUGCGGAACCUCAACAUAUCUUCCAAUUUCUUGGACAGAUUCCCGCUAUUCCUCUGCGAUGUCGAGAGCCUGGUGGAGCUGGACCUCAGUUUCAAUUCCAUCAGCAGCCUGCCCGACCAGAUUGGAAAGCUGAGAAACCUCGAGAAGUUUGUCAUCACCAAUAACAGGCUGUCCAACUCCUUGCCGGACUCUUUCAGCGAGCUAUCCGGCCUUCGAGAGUUGGACAUCAAGUACAACGCCAUCACGAGCAUCAACAUCAUCUCCUUGCUGCCGAAACUCGAGAUCCUCUCGGCUGAUCACAAUAGCAUCUCUCAAUUUAUCGGCAGCUUUGAGAGAAUAAGAAGCCUGAAGCUCAACUCGAACCCCAUCACCAAAUUCGAAAUCAUCGAGCCUGUUCUGACCUUGAAGAUGCUUAACCUAUCUCACUGUCAGCUGGCGAGCAUCGAUGAGACCUUCAACAUGAUGUUGAACCUGGAGCGUCUUGUGUUGGACAAGAACUACUUCGUCUCUCUGCCGCAGCAUAUCGGGAACCUAGGGAAGCUGGAGCACUUCAGCAUCGCCAACAACAACGUGGCAGAGCUUCCCACGUCGAUCGGCUGCCUCACCGAGCUUCGUGUGUUGGACGUGCGGAGGAACAACAUCAGGAAACUGCCAAUGGAGUUGUGGUGGGCGAACAAGCUUGAGACGUUGAACGCGUCUUCCAACAUCCUUGAAAACUUCCCAAAGCCGGCCUCUAGACAACCGCGACCAGCAGGCGAGGAGGCGCAGACGCCAGCGGCCGUCAAUAAACCCAACACCAUGGAACGCAUUGUGCAGUCUCCUCUCGAGGAGUCCUUGGACGCUUCCAGAAGGCCAAGCCAGAAUUCCUCGUCGACGCUACUGAGUGUUGGGCCGUCGCCGGUGCCUGGUAGCGCCGACAGGAAGAGCUCAGUUGUGUCGGUGUACGGUAAGGGUGGCCGUAAAACUUCCGUGGUGUCUAGGUCAACGUCGCAAGGCACCGUCCCGCCAAUGCCAUCUUCCGCAACGGCGAGGAAAGACUCGAGUUUGUCGUCGCGGCUCUACUCGACGUUCGCGGGGUCCCUGCGUAAUCUCCACCUAGCCGAGAACAAGCUCGACGACGAGGUCUUUGAUCAGAUCACCAUGCUCAACGAGCUGCGCGUCCUGAACCUGUCGUGGAACUACAUUAACGAUAUGCCACAACGAUCGAUCAAGAGCUGGCCACAGAUGGUGGAGCUUUAUCUCUCUGGCAACGAAUUGACGACACUGCCGGCCGAUGAUCUGGAAGACGGCAGCUUGUUGCAAGUGCUGCACAUCAAUGGAAACAAGUUUACCAACCUGCCUGCCGAUAUAUCCAGGGCUAAGAAACUUGCGGUGUUUGAUUGCGGCAGCAAUUAUCUCAAGUACAACAUCUGCAACGUCCCCUACGACUGGAACUGGAACCUCAACCCAAACUUGAGAUUUCUCAACCUGUCGGGCAACAAGCGGUUGGAGAUAAAACAGACUAUCACUGGCCCGACAAUCCCCAAUCGUGAAUCGCUCGCCGACUUCAACAGGCUUCUGAACCUCAGGGUCAUAGGCCUCAUGGAUGUCACUCUUACGCAACCCACCAUCCCGGAUCAAAGCGAGGAUCGUCGCGUGCGUACGUCCGGUUCCUCAGCGGGCAACCUGCCAUAUGGUAUGGCCGACACCUUGGGCAAGAACGAGCACCUGUCGACAAUCGAUCUCGUGGUACCUCGGUACAACUCUGCGGAAUCCGAGACUCUGCUGGGUCUGUUUGACGGCCAAGCCCUUUCCAGUGGCGGCUCCAAGAUUGCCAAGUACCUGCACGAGAACUUUGGUCACAUCUUCAGCAUGGAAUUGAAGGCUCUCAAGACGCGGCUCAACGAGACACCAGUGGACGCCCUGAGACGGGCCUUCCUGUCGCUGAACAAAGACUUGGUCACCAUUGCCAUCCAACACACCGAGGAGCGUUCCCAAAAGACGCAUAGGGGCUCUACAACGCCCGUUGUGCUGAGCAAGGAAGACCUUAACUCUGGCGGUGUUGCGACUGUUGUCUAUCUUCAGAAUCAGGAACUCUACGUCGCCAAUGUGGGCGAUGCCCAGGCCAUGCUCAUUCAGUCAGACGGUUCUCACAAGAUCCUCACUCGGAAGCAUGACCCGGCAGAACCCAGUGAGCGCCAGCGGAUUCGAGAGGCCGGAGGCUGGGUGUCUCGUAACGGUAGAUUAAACGACCUUCUCGAGGUUUCCCGUGCCUUCGGCUACGUCGACCUCAUGCCGGCAGUUCAGGCUGCACCCUAUGUCAGCAACCUUACGAUUCGCGAGCAGGAUGACAUCAUUCUGAUCGCCACGAGAGAGUUCUGGGAGUACUUGGACCCCGCUCUGGUCGUCGACUUUUCGAGACAGGAGCGUGGUGAUCUCAUGAGGGCAGCCCAAAAGCUACGGGACCUGGCUAUCGCUUAUGGCGCCACCAACAAGAUCAUGGUCAUGAUGAUCAGCGUUUCUGAUCUUAAGAGGAGGAGCGAGAGAUCGAGGCUUCAUCGCGGACAGAGCAUGUCGCUGUAUCCUUCCGGCGUUCCUGACGAACUUCAACCUCUACGCAGAGGCAAGCGGAACAAGGGCGACGUCCUUGACUCCACUCUCCAGCGUCUUGAAGCCGAGAUUCCGGCUCCGACGGGCAACGUGUCGAUCGCCUUCACCGACAUCAAGAACUCGACGACCCUAUGGGAGAUGUAUCCAGCCGCCAUGAGAUCUGCCAUCAAACUGCACAACGAGGUCAUGCGUCGACAGCUGCGGAGAAUUGGUGGAUAUGAGGUCAAGACUGAAGGCGACGCGUUCAUGGUAUCGUUCCCGACAGCUACCUCGGCGCUUCUCUGGUGUUUUGCUGUCCAAAUGUCGUUGCUGGACGUCAAUUGGCCCUCCGAAGUCCUCAAUUCCGUUUCUUGCCAACCGCUAUACGACAAGGACAACGCCCUGAUCUUCAAGGGUCUCUCCGUUCGCAUGGGUAUUCAUUAUGGUGAGGCCGUCAGCGAGAUGGACCCUGUGACGAGGCGCAUGGAUUACUUCGGUCCGAUGGUCAACAAGGCUUCGCGUAUUUCGUCUGUCGCCGACGGAGGACAGAUCACCGUCUCAUCUGACUUCAUUUCCGAAAUUCAACGCUGCCUUGAGAACUACCAGGACACGGACAGGAACGGGUCUACUGGAUCCGAGGACACGUUCGAUGAUGACCAGGGUUUCGCUUCGUCGAUUCGCAAGGACCUCCGGUCUCUUAGUUCCCAGGGCUUUGAGGUCAAGGAAAUGGGCGAAAAGAAACUCAAGGGUCUCGAAAACCCCGAGGUCGUGUACUCGCUGUAUCCACACGCUCUCGCGGGCCGCAUUGAGCACCAUCAGCAACAUGAGCAACGUACUGAAGUCGACAAGCCCGCGAUUCUUCAGGCGGGCAGCGAGCUGGCUUUCGACACCGAAUCCAUCUGGGCUCUGUGGCGUGUCAGUUUAAGGUUGGAGAUGCUGUGCAGCUCACUCGAGAAUGUAUCCGGCCAAGGCUUGCAACCGCCCGAGACCGAGCUGCUGGAGAGGAUGAAACACCGUGGAGGCGAAGUCACGGAGCGAUUCCUGCUCAACUUCAUGGAGCACCAAACCUGCGUCACGAGCCUGUCGCUUCGUCACAUCGCCAUAGGCAACGCACCUUUGGAACAGCUCGAGGACAUGCGAGGUCCCAUGAGUGACAUCCUUGACCAGGUUGCCAAACAGAUGGCCGAGCUAGCGAGGUACAAAGCAUUAUACGGCGAGUUGGACGAACCCGAGGACGGGAGCGACACGGAAUAA